Schistosoma guineensis is the source of this 2103-nucleotide messenger RNA. Lineage: Eukaryota; Metazoa; Platyhelminthes; Trematoda; Strigeidida; Schistosomatidae. The record is from the annotation of a GenBank genome assembly.
AUGAAUAUAAUCAUUGAAACCAUUGAACCAUUUAUUAAAGACAAUAUAGACAAUCAAACUACAUCAAAUGUAUCCAUUCAAAAUCCUUCUAGUAAAUUAUCCAUAUUGAAUAAUGAUUUACAGAAUACUUCAAUGACUUCAUCAACAAUUAAUCAUUUUUCUCCAACAAUAACAUUAUCACAUAAUGAUAAUAAAGUAUUAAAUUAUUCUAAUCUAAUGAAUAUUGUACAAAAUCAAUCAUUUAAUCCAAUCAAAUGUUUUUAUAAUAAUAUAGAACAAAUAUAUGAAAGUAAACAACAACAACAACAACAACAUCAACAAUCACCAUCAUCUCAACAUUCACAUUUUCAUUAUCAACAAGAUGAUCAGAAAGUAUCACAAAUUAUUGAUUUCACACCAUUUGUAGAUCCAAAACAUUAUGAUACAAAUUUAUUAGAUUUCAAUCAGAUUAAUAAUUAUAAUCAUAAUCCUUUUGGUAAUGAUACAAUUCUAUCAGGCUUGCACUUAACAUCAUCAUCAUCACCAUCAUCAUCAUCAUUAUCAUCAUUACAACAAACACCAGUGAAUUGCAUUACAGGGAUUAAUUCAACAAGUCAAUGGAUGUUUUCACAUAAUCAUUCAUUAAUACAAUGUUUUGUUUGUCGUCAGCCUAUAAUAAAUACCAGUGGAAAUGAUGAUGGGAUUGGUAGUGGUAAUAAUGUAAUUGAAAAUCUUGUCAAACAUUUAACAAUUACACAUAUGUUACCAUUGCCAAUUGUUAUGAAUUAUGUAAUAGCAUAUAUGACUGAGAAAUUCACUGAAUAUAACCCGAUUGAUAUAAGAAAUAAAGUUAAUAAUAAUGAUAAUUCUAUUAUUGAGUCUAUAACAACAUCACAUACUACUGUCAAUACAAAUGAUACUACUGUUACUACUAAAAAUAGUCUAAAUACACAAAAGUUUGUAAAUAAAUUAAAUAUUGAUCCAUCAUGGAGUAAUGUUUAUAGUAGUGAGAAUGAUUUACCUUUUAAUAUACCGAAUGUCUUGUACAAAGAUUGUAAAUUAAAUCAAUGUGAAGCUGAGAAUUUGGAAAAUUUCUCUUUAAAAGUUCCAUUACAUAUAAAACCACCGCCACCACAAUCACAACCACUUCCAUUGACAGCAGUCAUACAACCAUCAUCGGGCACUGGAUAUGAUCUUCACGAACAUGUUAACAAAAAUUGUUGGAUAUGUCCACAAUGUAAUAUACAGUUUAAUAAUUUUCAACAAUUUCAUUUACAUUUUACACAAAAUCAUAAUUCAUUAUUAUCAGAUCCGAAUUUGUUCAAUUUCACUGAAGGCAAUUUAUUCAAUAAUAAUAAUAAUAGUACUAGUAAUAAUAAUAAUAAUAAUAGUAACAGUUCAAAUUCAUUAUUAUCACCACAAGUGUUAUUGUCAGCGAUUCAACCGAAAUCGAUUAACACAGCAAUGAUCAAUCGUUCAUUGGCUACUGGAAAUAAUAAUAGUACCGAAAAUAUAUCCCUGAUGCCUGUAAUUAAUGAGGUAUUGAAUGAUUGUAGUGAGUGGUUAAGAAAUUAUAAUCAAACUCAUAAAAAUACAAAUGAAUUCAAUUUAUUAACUAAUACAUCUAUGGUUCAAACAAAUUUCGCAGCAUUGGCAGCCGCUACAGUAGCUGCAUAUGGAUGUUUGCCUGGAUCAAAAAAAUAUGAACAAUUACAUAAUACAACAUCAAUGAAUGAGUUUGAUUCGAAUCUCUUCAGUUUAUCGACUUCAAAUGAAAUGAUGAAUACUAUUAGUUCACCUAUUGAAAUAUUAAACAGUACUUCUAUGAUUACUACAUCUACCCCUUGUAAUCUUAGUACUACUAGUAGCAUCAACAGUAGCAUUUGUAGUAGUAUUAGUAGUAGUACUGAUAUGACUAUGAGAAACAUUCGAAGUCAAAUGAAUAUAAACGAACAGAAGAGAAGAUUGAAUGAAUCCCUACAUGCAUGUAAACCAUAUUUGUCCGAAGCGAAACGCACAAAAUGUGAAGAGAAUGAAAACCAUAAUAUUGAAGUAAUUGGAUUGACUAGUCAAAAACAAGGAAAUUUAAUGGAAAGUCAUAAACCAUUGGACAAAAUUCUAUGA